This is a messenger RNA of Monomorium pharaonis (pharaoh ant), 3030 nucleotides long. RefSeq lists its product as uncharacterized. The transcript is spliced from 9 exons. The record is from RefSeq and is a predicted model, not a curated record. Lineage: Eukaryota; Metazoa; Arthropoda; Insecta; Hymenoptera; Formicidae. The coding region runs from base 43 to 2196 and encodes 717 amino acids.
GGACUACGAAGGACCACAAGCUUUUGUUCUAUUAGACAAACGAUGGAUGAUGUGAAUAUCAACAAUAUCUAUCUCGGUAUAGAAGAGGUAGAGUUGGAUGGGGAAGAGUGGGUCAAAUUAACCUGGAAUCAUGAAAAUUCUCAUGAUAGUGAAAGUUUCCAAUUACCAAAGAUACAGAGGGAUUCAGGUAAUGAGAUAAUACAGACAGAGGAUUAUGAUAGUAAAGAAUUAUUAAGCACAGACUCAGAAGAUAUAUCUGAUGGUAUAUCAGUCAUAACGGAAAGUGAUACAGAUGUUAAUGCAAAUUUCUUUCGAAUCUGUGAAUUUCAUCAUGAGCCACGCAAGUCUCUACAAAGACCAGAAUUAGACGCAUUAUCUAUGAAUCCCACGAACAUUUUUAUUACUUGUGUACUUGGUAUAAUUGUUGGCUUGAUUUUUAUUUAUGAUCCUAGUUUCACAAUUCCUAAAAUCAAUUCAGUCUCAAGUGGAGUCGAUACUGAAAGUCUCAAGACUGCAAGUCAUAACAUUGUUAAUACUUGCAAGGAACUGACAGAUGUGAAAAUUAUGCUGAACGAAAUUAAAGCACAUAUUGCAACUAAUAAGAAAAUUACGAAGCAAUUUUUAGCACAAUUUUUUGAAAUUACGGAUUCUUCUAAUAGUACGUAUAGUAAGCCUAUUAUAGAUACCAAAGAAUCUUUCAAUUCCACUCAACAUCCAUUGGAACAACUUCAAAUGUCUCUACAUGUGCUAUCGUCGUUGGCGUUUAUUUACAAUAACAAUAGCACUUUGAAAAAUAAAAUGAAUAAGACAUUGGACAUUGUAAGCGAUACAAAAACAUUUUAUGAUACAUUAACGUUAUUUACUAACAGCACAGAAAAUGUAUUAGAUCCUAUAGUCUUGAAUUUCUUGCAACCCAACAGUGACAAUAUGCACAUUACUUCUAAGUCACUUCUCUCUAACUUGGUUGAAAAAGUGAACAAGGUGACAUCAAAAGUGUAUAACAAAUAUGCAAAAGAGAGGUACAAACUGCAUAAAAAAUUGUGUCACUUGAAAAGUAUACUACCUGAUGAUAAAAUUUUAAAACGAUUGACUGAGAAUAAUCAGCUAUUUAAAAAUUAUGACAAGUCUUGUUUCUUAAACUAUACAUCAAAAAAUUUGGAUAACAAAUUGAAUACAAAAGGAAAUACAAAGACAAAGAGUGUAAAGGAACAGAAAAAUGAGAAAGAGAUAAAUAUUAAUAAUAAAAUGGAGCACACAAUGCACGAAAAAAAGAAUACUCAUAAAAUGUAUGAUAAUAAGAGAGAGGAACCUUUGAAAAACAAAAAGAAUACGAGGCAAGAUACAGACAAAUCUACUACUAUGAAGUUUUUGCGAAAUACGGGUCAUAAGAUACAUAAUGCUUCUCAAUUACUUCUCUCUGAGGUAGUAGAAAAUAUAAGUCAAUUAAGACAUCAAUUGAGCAAGAAGCUAUACUACUUGAAAAAUAUAUUACCGGAUAAUAGUGAAUUGUUAAAGCAACUGAUUGAGGAUGACAAAGAGGACAAUAAAAGGUUGGAUAAACGUUACAAAGAGAAGAACGAUUAUUUGAAAUCAAAAGUAAUAUCAAAAGACGACAUACCAAACAAUGGUUUUGAUAAUAUUUUAAUACCACAGAAAAAUACAUGUCCACUUUCAACCAACUAUUGUCCAAAAUUCAAUAUUAACGACAGCACAUUUGACACCGUACCAAAUCACAAGACAAAAAAUGAGAAACAUAAAGAAUAUAUAAAAAACAAGGAAAUUAUAAUAAAUCAUGAAAAUUCUACAAAAAUUUUGCCUGUAGAAGAAAAAAGCGGGCCAAGCAAAAAAGAUUAUUUUAAAUCUGAUGGUUCAACUAAAAAGAUAAUUAAUAAUAAAUCAAAUUAUAAAGAAAAGUAUACAUCCUCUCAGAACAAAGUAAAGAAUCAUAUAUCAGAGCAUAGCGACAAAUCUGAACACUCUUUGUUUGAUAGUUGUACAGUGAAACAAGACAAUCAGAAAUAUACAAAUAUAGAUCGAAAGAGUGACAGCAAAAGUUUUCAUGAGUAUAAGAAGCGAUGGCAACGUGACGAUUCGGAUUGGUAUUUUCAACGAGUUCGUUCUCGUAGAAAUGCACGAAGACAUGCAGAUUUUAUGUAUCGGCAAAAUACCAAGUGGUUUUGGAAAAAUCGUUGGUGAUUACCAUUGAUACCAUUAACGAAUCUCUUUAGUAGAUCAAGUCCCGAUCAACAAUAGAUAUAGCCUUUCUCUCUAAGUUUUAAUUUGUAACCUUUUUUUUUUUGCUUAAAAAGUAUUUCUAGCGCUGUCUUAAAUUGUAAUCCAUAAGCUUCGAAUUGGCAAGAUUUCAACAGUAAAGUUCAGAGCUUAGAGAAAAUUAAUGUCUCAGCUUAAAGGUUUGAAAAAGAGGCUAAAGGCUUUCUACUUGUAGAUCAGAAUUAAAGGGCAGCAUGUAAAUAAGAUCUCCGAAUUCUAUUUUGUGAAAAACGCGGAAUCAUCGAAAAGUGCGUCGAAAAGUUACAUGUUAUGACAACGAUGCUUUGAUUGUACCAAGUAGCUGUCGACGAAAGAACGGCAUUCACGAAGAGACCUCUAUUUAAUAAUGUUAAGCCGAGUCACGCCUGUGACAAUCAGCCACCCCUGUGUGCACUAACUUUUUACUAUUUUGCAUGGAAAAGUACAAGAUAUGUAAGAUAGAUAAAUAAAAGAGAAAAUGUACCUUUAUAAUAAAUAUAUAAAACCGUAGAUAUUAUUUAUAGUUAUGUAUAAAUGUAUAUGUAUAAAUAUAUAUGUAUAUAUUUAUCUUCUAACAAUUUUUAUGAAAUUGACACAUUAAUACACACACACACACACACAUAAUAAUAAUAAUAAUAAUAAUAAAUUAAUUACCUAUGUAUGUAUGCACCUGGAAUGAAACAUUUAGCGAUAGAUGUGUUACAAAAGUAUUAUGUAUAUAGAGAUGAAAGUUGAUAUACAAUAAAAAUUAAAUGAAAAAAUAUAAGAUGUAAAAAGACC